UCUACUUAAACCAUUCAAACUCAACAAAACUUUCAUCAAAGGAUCCUUUUUUGAGUACUACACAUUGUUUGGUGUUCAUGGCUGAGGAAAAGCAAGAACAAGGGACUAACCCUUCUCAGGAACAACCCAAUGUGCCCUUACCAAGGAAUUACAAGCAGGCUUUGGAAACUAACACUCCUACAAAGACAAGUUGGCCUGAACUGGUUGGUGUCACUGCUGAAGAAGCAGAAACUAAGAUCAAAGAAGAGAUGAGUGAUGUUCAAAUUCAAGUGGUGCCUCAUGACUCUUUUGUCACUGCAGAUUAUAAUCCUAAGAGAGUUCGAUUGUAUGUGGAUGAAUCUAACAAAGUCACAAGGACUCCAUCAAUUGGCUAAUACGUCUGAUAUCUGCUAAUUAUGUAUCAUCAUUUCAUGGAGAUCUUAUUUGCUUUUGAAUCUGAAGUUUUUUUUGGUUUAGUAUGAAUAAUAUGUUUGCUUUCAUGAUACAA
Messenger RNA from Vigna angularis (adzuki bean), 487 nucleotides. Its product is annotated as subtilisin inhibitor 1. Bases 78 to 374 code for a protein of 98 amino acids. Gene Ontology annotation, molecular function: serine-type endopeptidase inhibitor activity. The transcript is spliced from 2 exons. The record is from RefSeq and is a predicted model, not a curated record. Lineage: Eukaryota; Viridiplantae; Streptophyta; Magnoliopsida; Fabales; Fabaceae. Gene Ontology annotation, biological process: response to wounding.